Messenger RNA from Puntigrus tetrazona (Sumatra barb), 4185 nucleotides. RefSeq names its product activin A receptor type 2Ba (gene acvr2ba). Gene Ontology annotation, cellular component: activin receptor complex; plasma membrane. The transcript is spliced from 10 exons. The record is from RefSeq and is a predicted model, not a curated record. Bases 1413 to 2945 code for a protein of 510 amino acids. NCBI's taxonomy places the organism in Eukaryota, Metazoa, Chordata, Actinopteri, Cypriniformes, Cyprinidae. Gene Ontology annotation, biological process: protein phosphorylation; activin receptor signaling pathway; cellular response to growth factor stimulus. Gene Ontology annotation, molecular function: ATP binding; activin binding; activin receptor activity.
UCCUUAAGUGAUGUAUAAAGUAGUCUUGAAGUCACACACAGUCACUUGACAUGAGAAAGUAGAGUAAGUGAAGGUUAAGUGCAUAUGUACACAUUUAUAUGUUUUAUUUUGAUUUAAAAACUAUACAUGCUCAUCUGAUGCUCUUAUCUCCGACGGUCCUGUACAAAAAUCUUGAAAUAUUAUCUCACUUCUCCACAGACAGCCACAGAACGAGCCGAUUUUAAAGUGUACUUAUUUCAUGGGAUAUGGCAUUUCUCCCUUUUGUUGUAUUUCUGGUUAGUAUUUCGUCCGUAUACGUUUGCAGCUUUAACCGACAUGCAUGGCUUUUAUAUGCACAUGCUAGCAGCCAUUGGCUUUCAUAGAAUCAUAGGGGUUUGGAGCAACCCCGGGACAAAUGACAGCAAUUUCAUUUUUGUGCGCUGUCUCUUUAAAAAUAAGGGCUUCUGUGCAUUCUUUAUUCUGGACCAUCUUCCAGAAGGCCUUCAGUCCGACCGGUCACAAUCUCAAUGACUGACAUCCAAUGAAGUCCAUCAGUGGGGUUCGACCCAAAUCAAAGCAGUAACAAGCAGCACUCAGCAUAACAAAAAACACAACCGUUUCAGUAACAAACGAAGUACUUUCCUGUGCACAUUUGCACCAAAAUACCGCAGUGCUGGCUUUAAAACAGUCGUGCUGUGUGUGUAUUUGUGUAAAUCGUGUGGUCUGAGCAUAUGGGCUCAAAGGCUUUGCAUUUCUCUCUUUGUGUUUCAACAUCCGGGUUUCCCUGCUGCGAAAUUCCCAAUCCUACUACGGCGAGGCCCCGCCUCCUGAAUAUUAAUUAGGCCGUGCUGACGUUCCUCCGCGACCUUCCGGGAGCCUCCAGUCGCGCAAGCGAUUUAAUAUUCAUGAGCCGCAGGCCCGGCCAAUCGGAGCGCUCCGCCGCGCCGGCGUCACGCCGCGCGCUUAAUAUUCACGAGCCGAGGCUUCGCCUUAGUAGAAUUGGAAAAUUGGUUUCCCUGCUGGCUGCGCUUCGCUCUCCGAAGCCAUUUUGGACUCAGUUCAGUUCCGUGCGUGUCAGAAUCGAACCCCGUCCGGCCAUUCUCGCUCUUGCACGGGGAAAGCUUCGCGCGCGAACGGGAUUCGCCCGGAGAUCGCCGGCCGCUCCGCACCGGGAGGCGUUUCCGUCGGAAUAGGCGCUUUUCCUGAUGGAUCCGUGCAUGUGUUAAAGUUUGAUUAAGCCCGAUCGGUGGGGUGGACAUCAGGCCGACGGUCACUCGGGCUCGUGCGCGCGCGCGCGCCUCUGUGUGUGUGUGUGUGUGUGUUUGUGUGCGCGCGUAUGUGUGCGUGCGUCCCCCCGGUCGUUUUAAAUGCGCGCAAAGCAGAGGACGCUGAAAAGGAGAAAACCCGGAGUGUUUUUGUGUCACUAGAGGAAUAUGUUCGCUUCCUGGCCGACUUUUGCACUUCUUCUGGGAACUUUCAGUGCAGGACCCAGUCAUGGUGAGGUGGAGACGCGCGAGUGUUUGUACUUCAACAUUAACUGGGAGAUUGAGAAGACGAACCGCAGCGGCGUGGAGCGCUGUGAGGGAGAGAAGGACAAGCGCUCGCACUGCUACGCCUCGUGGAGAAACAGCUCCGGCAGCAUCGAGCUCGUCAAGAAGGGCUGCUGGCUGGACGACUUCAACUGCUACGACAGAGAGGAGUGUGUAGCCACCGAGGAGAACCCGCAGGUCUUCUUCUGCUGCUGUGAAGGAAACUUCUGCAACGAGAGGUUCACGCACCUGCCUGAUGUGAGCGGCCCAGUGAUCGAGCCUCCUCCGCCGGCUCCGCUGCUCCUCAACAUGCUGGUCUGCUCUCUGCUGCCCAUCACCAUGCUCUCCAUGGCUCUGUUGCUGGCCUUCUGGAUGUACCGGCACCGCAAGCCUCCUUACGGGCACGUGGACAUCAACGAGGACCCGGGGCCCUCUCCUCCCUCUCCUCUCGUGGGCCUGAAGCCUCUUCAGCUGCUCGAGGUCAAAGCUCGGGGACGCUUCGGCUGCGUCUGGAAGGCUCAGAUGAUGAAUGAGUAUGUAGCCGUGAAGAUCUUCCCCAUUCAGGACAAGCAGUCGUGGCAGAACGAGCGUGACAUGUUCUCCACGCCGGGCAUGAAGCACGAGAACCUUCUGCGAUAUAUCGCUGCUGAGAAACGAGGAAACAACCUGGAGACGGAGUUCUGGCUCAUCACAGAGUUUCAUGAGCGGGGUUCGCUGACGGACUACCUGAAGGGGAACGUGCUGAGCUGGACGGACCUGUGUCACAUCGCCGAGACGAUGGCCUGCGGUCUGGCGUAUCUCCACGAGGACGUGCCGCGCUGUAAAGGAGAAGGUCCUAAACCAGCCAUCGCUCACAGAGACUUCAAGAGCAAGAACGUGAUGCUGAAGACGGACCUGUCGGCGGUGCUGGGGGACUUCGGCCUGGCGGUGCGCUGCGAGCCGGGGAAGCCCCCGGGGGACACUCACGGUCAGGUCGGGACGCGGCGCUACAUGGCUCCGGAGGUGCUGGAGGGGGCCAUUAAUUUCCAGCGAGAUGCCUUCCUGAGGAUAGACAUGUACGCCGUGGGGCUGGUGCUCUGGGAGCUGGUGUCACGCUGCAAAGCCGCGGACGGUCCUGUAGACGAGUACAUGCUGCCGUUUGAGGAGGAGAUCGGCCAGCAUCCGUCUCUGGAGGAUCUUCAGGAUGUGGUGGUUCAUAAGAAGAUGCGGCCGGUGUUCAAGGACUGCUGGCUCAAGCAUUCAGGUCUGGCGCAGAUGUGCGAGACGAUCGAGGAGUGCUGGGAUCACGACGCCGAGGCGCGCUUGUCGGCCGGAUGCGUGGAGGAGCGGAUCUCUCAGAUCCGUCGUCUGACCAGCGCCACUACCUCAGACUGCCUGCUUUCCAUGGUCACGUCCCUCACCAACGUGGACCUGCCGCCCAAAGAGUCCAGCAUCUGACCCUCGUCUUUCCAAACUCAGAGAAUCUCGAACCACAUCCAAGCAGCUGCUAUUUUAUCCUAACCUUUUUUUUUUUACUUUUAUUAUUAUUAUUGUUAUUGUUGUUGUUAUUAUUGUUGUUGUUUUUCCGAUCGGAUCACAGUAACUACCAGCACACUUCUCUACUGUAUUUUUAUCAUCUGAAGAUUUUUAAACACGCAUUCAGGAGCCGACAAAUGAAUGCUGACCGGUGCAGGUACCUCGAUUUUUAUUUUUCCAGUUCCGUUGGUUUUUCUCGCUCAUCUUCUGGUUCUUUCCAUUCGGAUCGCCUGCGACGAGCAACCAGUGAAAUCAUCUGAAGAUAUAACAGUGCUGCAAAACCCGCGAGGAUCAUUAUGACUGUUACACACACAACCCGAGCUCCUCGCGGGAUCUCACUUUCGUAUUUCUCUCUCUUUUUAUUUUUUUCUUCUCUCGACGGUGUGCUAAUUGAAAAUUGCGGAAAACGUGUCUUUUACGGAACUAACGGGUGUUGAGGAACACGGAAAAGACAUCUGGACUAAUUCCUUUCUUUCUUUUGGUUUCGGUUUCAUUUGGUGGUGACUGUGAACGGGUUGGUUGGCUUUUAUCGAGUGGAUCUGGCUGGAAACUCUUGCAUGUGGAAAUAUGGGAGGUUUGGUACGGAAAUCUUUCUCAGGUAUCCAGUGUCAAGGGGUCCAUGACUGCCUUUCCCACGUCAUUAUAGGACAGAGAGAAAUAUGACGGUGCCCUGGUGAAUUUAACAUUACAACAUGCAAGACCGUGUGUGUGUGUGUGUGUGUGUGUGUGUGUGUGUGCGUGUGAGAGAGAGUGAGUGUGCGUUUGGUGCCGAGAGUUUGUUGAAAAUAGAAAAAAAAAGACCAUAAAAAGUUUGGCCCGAUCGGCCGCAUGGACGCAAGUGUUGGUUUUUCCUGUCUAGUUUCUCUUGUAAUAAUGCAACGUGUGUUUUGGACUCAGAAGGGUGACAUUAUGGGUCAAAACGCCUCCAAAUCAAAGGAAAAAAAUAAGAAAUAAUAUUUUUAAAGACCUUUUAGGAGCAUUAAGAUUUUUCUUUAUUGUAGCAUUAUUAUUAAGCACAUUUUCCUUCAAAUUCUUAUGACAAUAAUGCAAUUUAUUUUGGGUUGUUUUGUGUUUAAUUUAUUACUGCAAUACUUUAAUUUAUGCUGGUGAUUAUUUAAUUUUAUUUUUAUUGUUUUUGCAUGUUUUUUUUGGUGAUUCUCAU